Prosopis cineraria is the source of this 1730-nucleotide messenger RNA. Its product is annotated as UDP-glycosyltransferase 92A1. The transcript has a single exon. Gene Ontology annotation, molecular function: UDP-glycosyltransferase activity. Bases 100 to 1575 code for a protein of 491 amino acids. The record is from RefSeq and is a predicted model, not a curated record. Lineage: Eukaryota; Viridiplantae; Streptophyta; Magnoliopsida; Fabales; Fabaceae.
UAAACCUACCACCACUUUGGUCUUCGGCACGCACAGUCAGAGGGGUCAAUCAAUUCAAAGACCAUCAUCCUCUUUGUUCGGCCGGGAGUAUCCGUGACGAUGGCUCCGACCAAACAAGACAUGGACAUAGUGCUGUUCCCUUUCAUGGCCCAAGGUCACAUAAUUCCUUUCCUCGCUUUAGCGCUUCACUUGGAGCGAAAGACAGGCAAUACCAUCACCAUGGUCAACACCCCUUCCAACAUCAAAAAGCUGAGGGCCUCUCUCCCGCCACAGUCCUCCAUCAACCUUCUCGAAAUCCCUUUUCAAGCUUCCGACCACGGCCUCCCUCCCAGCACCGAGAACACUGAUGUUGUACCUUACACUCUCGUCAUUCGUCUCCUGGAGGCCACCACUGCUCUGAGGCCGGCAUUCCACCUCGUCAUCCGCAAUCUCAUCGACUCACAACCCCACCGACGCCCACUCUGUAUUAUAGCCGACAUUUUCUUGGGAUGGACCGCUAGUGUGGCCAAAGAGGUCGGUGCGUUCCACGUCAUCUUCAGCGGUGCCGGGGGAUAUGGCCUAGCCUGCUACCAUUCUCUCUGGUUCCAUCUCCCUCAUCGGAACCGACAGAGCGACGAGUUUUUGCUACCCGAUUUUCCAGAAGCUGGUCACAUACACAAAACACAGCUACCAACCAACAUAGCGGAGGCGGACGGCAGCGAUGCGUGGUCGGUAUUCCAGAAGAAAAAUCUUUCUGAGUGGGGCAAGUCAGACGGGAUGCUGUUCAACACAGUGGACGAGGUUGACUCUGGUGGGCUGCACUACUUUACCAGAAAGCUAGGCCUCCCAGUUUGGGCGAUCGGGCCGGUCAUUUUAUCGACGGGCAGCGGAUCGCGUGGGAAAGGAGGCGGAGUGAGCCCGGAGCUGUGCCGAGAGUGGCUGGAUAUGAAGCCAAGGGGUUCGGUGCUGUACGUGUGUUUCGGGUCAAUGAAUACGAUGUCGGAGUCACAGAUGAUGCAGCUGGGGAUGGCGUUGGAGGGGAGCGGGAGGGAUUUCAUAUGGGUCGUGAGGCCGCCAACUGGGCACGACAUCAAUUCCGAAUUCCGGGCUCAGGAAUGGCUGCCGCCAGGGUUCUUGGGGAGGAUUCAAGAGUCAAGGAAGGGGUUGAUAGCCAUUGACUGGGCCCCCCAGCUGGAAAUACUGUCCCACAAAGCCGUGUCUGCAUUCUUGAGUCACUGUGGUUGGAACUCCGCGUUGGAAGCGCUGAGUCAUGGCUUGCCCAUCCUGGGAUGGCCCAUGGCAGCCGAGCAGUUCUUCAACUGCAAGUUUCUCGAACAACAGGUGGGCGUGUGCGUGGAGGUGGCUAGAGGCAAGAGCUGUGAGGUUCGGCACCAAGAUAUAGCCGCCAGCAUUAACGCGGUGAUGGCUGAUCAGGGGAAAGGGAGGCACAUGAGAAGCCAAGCUCAUCGUCUCAAGGAUAUCAUUGGCAACGCCACUAGAGAUGAGCUUGCCUUUAUGGGCUCUUCUAUCAAGGCCCUGCGUGCCUUCCUGUCCGCUGCCGCCAACGUCGAGGCCAGCGUCCCCACUGAAUCGUGAUCGGAAAUAGCAUACACAUUCUUGUAUGUGCCUGAACGCAGAAAAUGUAGCAAUGUUUUUUGUUUUGUCGUUUUGUGUUAUUCUUCGAUAUCAUCUUGUCAUGGAAACAAUCAGACUACUGAAUAGUGAGUACUCACUCAUCGUGUGUUAGUUCA